AUGUCGUCAAACCAGGGAAUGAUGCCUAUUGCGGGUGGGGUCCCGAUCGAACUCAAUGUCUACGAUCUUCAGCACCCCGACAACCCGGACGCCGUGCCCGCCAUUAACUGGUAUCUCCACGGCGUCGGCUUGGGGCUUUAUCAUUCGGGCGUCUCCAUUUACGGCACUGACUAUUGCUACGGCGGACACGCCGAUGACGACACAGGCGUCUUUGAAGUCGUCCCGCCGAAGGCCCCCGAUGCGAAGUUUAGGCAGACAGUCUUUGUAGGGAGGACCAGUCUUGACCCGCAGCAGGUGUCAGAGCUUGUCAAGGCCAUGGCCCACGUGUGGAGUGGCAACUCAUGUAACGUAUUAACGCGGGCCGCUGUGGUAGCUCGCUGGGAGGUGGCGAUUAUGAGCAAGUUGCUUCAGGUCGCGCGCGCCUCGGAUACGGGGGAGAACACGCAUUUGGCCAUCAAGAUCAUCAAGAAUAACCCGCUAUCCUCAACUGCCUGCUCGGACGUGAACAUUGCGCACUGCGACCUCAAGCCGGAGAACGUGCUGUUGCGACACCCGCAGCGCAGCGCGAUCAAGGCGGUGGACUUUGACGCAAGCUGUCGCAUCAGCCAGAGCAUGUCUACGUAUGUACAGUCACGUUUCUACCGCGCGCCUGAAGUGAUCCUCGGGAAACUAUACGGGACGCAGGUGGACGUGUGGAGCUUGGGGUGCAUGCUGAUCGAGCUCCACAAGGGGUACCCGCUGUUCGCGGGCAAGGACAAAGCGCAUCAGAUGGCGAUCAUUGCGGAGGGGCUGGGGAUGCCGCUAGAAGAGAUGUUGCUAGCAGGGCCCAAAACGAGCCUGUUAUUCGAGCAGGACAGCGUAACGGGCCGAUGGCGCAUGCGGCCGGAGGCGUGCCCGUCCGGGGAAGCGGUGAUCCCGGGUUCCAAGUCGACCGCCGGUUUCGUGGACAUUGACAUGGGAGCCAGCAACGGGCGGCGGAAACGCGUGAGCGGCGGGCACUUGGACGUGGACUACUCGAUGUUCCUGGGACUAGUGGACAAGAUGCUGCGCUACUCGGGGUAG
Molecule: messenger RNA, 1062 nt
Organism: Chondrus crispus (carragheen)
Lineage: Eukaryota; Rhodophyta; Florideophyceae; Gigartinales; Gigartinaceae
Product: Possible serine/threonine protein kinase
Exons: 3
Coding region: 1-1062 (353 amino acids)
Biological process (GO): peptidyl-threonine phosphorylation; positive regulation of DNA-templated transcription; peptidyl-serine phosphorylation
Cellular component (GO): nucleus
Molecular function (GO): transcription coactivator activity; ATP binding; protein serine/threonine kinase activity
Source: RefSeq, a predicted model, not a curated record